Molecule: messenger RNA, 998 nt
Organism: Octodon degus (degu)
Lineage: Eukaryota; Metazoa; Chordata; Mammalia; Rodentia; Octodontidae
Gene: Sra1
Product: steroid receptor RNA activator 1
Exons: 6
Coding region: 1-819 (272 amino acids)
Biological process (GO): regulation of transcription by RNA polymerase II
Cellular component (GO): nucleus
Source: RefSeq, a predicted model, not a curated record
AUGCCCGCUUGGGAGGUGGUGCGGCUUCAGACAGCGGCCGUGAAGGAUCUGCCAGCUUCCAGCGCUCCAAGCCCGCGGGCUGGUCGCGAGAGCAGAGUGGCCGCCCCGGAAGUGACGUACUGCCCCGCUGGCGUUGCGGAAGUGGAGAUGGCGGAGCUUUACGUGAAGCCGGGCAACAAGGAACGAGGCUGGAACGACCCGCCGCAGUUCUCUUACGGGCUACAGACCCAGACUGGUGGACCCAAGCGCACGCCGCUCACUAAGAGGGUCGCCGCCCCCCAGGAUGGAUCCCCUAGAGUUGCUACCUCAGAGACUUCUGGGCCCCCUCCAAUGGGGCCUCCACCUCCUUCAAGUAAGGCUCCUAGGCUCCCACCUGUAGGGAGCUGCCCUGCCUCCAGUGUGGAACCCAUGGAUUUCCCAGUCAUUGAAUCUGAGGCUUUGAUAGAGGAUGUGCUAAGACCUUUGGAACAAGCAUUGGAGGAUUGCCGUGGCCAUACAAGGAAACAGGUAUGUGAUGACAUCAGCAGACGACUGGCAUUGCUUCAAGAACAAUGGGCCGGAGGAAAGUUGUCAACUCCUGUAAAGAAGAGGAUGGCACUACUGGUGCAAGAGCUUUCAAGCCAUCAGUGGGAUGCAGCAGAUGACAUCCACCGCUCACUCAUGGUUGACCAUGUGACUGAGGUCAGUCAGUGGAUGGUGGGAGUUAAAAGAUUAAUUGCAGAAAAAAGGAGUCUGUCUUCAGAGGAAGAGACAAAUGAAGAGAAAUCUGAAGGAGCAGCUGAGGACCAGACCAUUCUAGGCUUCCAAGAGGCUCUGUAAACCUGCAGAUUCCCCAGACUCACACCAUCUGCUAGGCCUUGGUGCGGGAGGUCUUCUCACUUGGCUCCCUUUUACCACCUGAGAGAAUGUCCCAUUGGGCCUGGGCUAUAAGGAAGUCACUUGUAACUACAACAUGCACUUCAAUAAAAACUGUCUCAGUGGUGGGCACUGGGAAGGAA